CAAAGUGCUAUUUGUCUUUGAUAAAAGGGAAAGUUCAGUUUCAUUUCUUGUUCAGUUGCUGUUCCUGCUCUCAGUGAUGGCGGCUGCUGAUCUGAGAGACGAGCUGAGCUGCUCCAUCUGCCUGAGCAUUUAUACUGAUCCUGUAUCCCUGCCGUGUGCCCAUAACUUCUGCCGGGGCUGUAUUGGGAGGGUGCUGGGCACCCAGGAGGGAUCUGGGCCUUAUUCCUGCCCUGAAUGCAGACAGGAGUUUAAGGAGCGCCCUGCCCUGCCCAGGAACAGAACUCUGGGGAACAUAGCAGAGCGAUUCCUUUCUGCUCAGCCCGAGCCGGGGGACACUGGGAUUCCCUGCACCUACUGUGACUCCCAUGUACCUGCUGUUAAAUCCUGUCUCCUGUGUGAGGCUUCUCUGUGUAAUAAGCACCUGAGGAUGCACAGCAAGUCAGCAGAACAUGUACUGACCCAACCCACUGAUUCCUUCAUGGAAAGAAAAUGUUCUGUACACAAGCGGAUCCUGGAGUUUUACUGCUGCGAGACCUGUGUCUGUGUGUCCUGCUGUCUGGCCGGAGAGCACAGGGGCCACAGGGUGGAGCUGCUGAGUGAGGCCUCUGAGAAGAAGAAAGAGACACUGAGGAAAGUUGUGGAGAAACUGAGGCCAGAGAGAGAGGAGACUGAGAGAGGAGCCCAGAGACUGCAGGAGCGCAGGAGAGAAGUGGCAGAAAAAGCAGCCGGUGAGACAGAGAGAGUCACUGCCCUGUUUAGAGACAUCAGGGAACAGCUGGAAGCCCUAGAGAAGCGACUCCUGAGUGACAUCUCCAGCCAGAAAGAGAAGCUCUCACUCACACUCACUGAUCUGAUGGAGCAGCUGGAAAUAAAGAAGGACGAGCUGUCCAGGAAGAUCCGUCACAUUGAGGAGCUGUGCAACAUGGCAGAUCCACUCACUGUCCUACAGGAACGGGAAUCACAUGGAGCUGCAGAUAAUGAGGGGGGCAGAGAGAGACAUGAUAUAAAGGUCCCUGCUGUAGGGGAUCUGGAUGUGGAUCUGAUCUCAGAGACAUUACUCACAGGCUUAGCUGCCAUUGGGACUGGGGUAAAGGGAAGGUGGAUCUAUGGGCAGGAGGCUACAGACCUGUUACUGGAUAUAAACACGGCUCAUAAUUACUUAUCUGUAUCAGGGGACAGGAAAUCUGCUUCCUUCUCACUAACAGAACUACAUUACCCACAAUCCCCAGAGAGAUUUCAGGAAUAUGCUCAGACUUUAAGCAGCAGGAGUUUCCCCUCAGGGCGACAUUACUGGGAAGUGGAGGUCAGUGAAUCAGGGGAUUGUGGGGUAGGGGUGGCCUAUCCCAGUAUAGAGAGGAGAGGGAAUCAGUCCUGUAUUGGGAAUAAUAACAAGUCCUGGUGUUUGUACAGAUGGGAUGAUGAUUCCUAUACAGUGAGACAUGACAGUAGAGACACACAUUUACCCCACGUCUCUUCCUGCAAGAGAAUUAGGAUCUCAUUGGACUAUGAGGCCGGACGUCUGUCCUUUAAUGAGCUGAGUGAGCCAAUCAGACACUUACACACCUUCACUGUCACAUUCACUGAGCCCCUUCAUGCUGCAAUUUAUCUUUAUGGUGAUGAUGCCUCAGUAAAAUUCCUUAAAUAAGUCCCUGCCCAGGGCUGGAGUCAAUGUUUAUAAUAAGCCAAUCUGAUGUGACUCCCCCUACCAGUAAAUUAACCCAAUAAACCCUUGAAGUGCCACCAUUCAGGAUAAACAGAAAUAUUGAACCGAUAGCCAAGUCUUCUGCCGAUAUGGGUCAUCUUGUCUCCCACCAUACACUCACCGAAUAUCGUACAAAAGAUCUUUUGUAUGAUCAAUAUUGGUGCGUGUAUGACCACCUCAACUUAGUUUGUUACAGAAUGGCUAAUUCUAAGCAAUUUUUAAAGUGGCCUUAAUUUUUUAUUUUUUUAUAGUUUUUCA
Molecule: messenger RNA, 1960 nt
Organism: Xenopus laevis (African clawed frog)
Lineage: Eukaryota; Metazoa; Chordata; Amphibia; Anura; Pipidae
Product: E3 ubiquitin/ISG15 ligase TRIM25
Exons: 1
Coding region: 77-1645 (522 amino acids)
Source: RefSeq, a predicted model, not a curated record